Carcharodon carcharias (great white shark) is the source of this 1050-nucleotide messenger RNA. It is a transcript of the gene enkur, whose product is annotated as enkurin, TRPC channel interacting protein. The record is from RefSeq and is a predicted model, not a curated record. Lineage: Eukaryota; Metazoa; Chordata; Chondrichthyes; Lamniformes; Lamnidae. Gene Ontology annotation, molecular function: calmodulin binding. The coding region runs from base 1 to 765 and encodes 254 amino acids. Gene Ontology annotation, cellular component: acrosomal vesicle. The transcript is spliced from 5 exons.
AUGGACGAGGAGACUCCGAGCGAGUGUAUCUACAACCUGCUCCCUCGGUCGGAGCCGCCGCCUCGCCACCCGCUCACGUAUCAUUCAUUGCAACGGAAAGUUGUACAAAAAGACUGGGAUAGUAAGAAAUCAACACACAAAACAAUGGGGUUACCCAAAGUUGAGCCUCCUUGCCCAAAACACCACCUAUUGAAGCAUUCAAAGGAACAAAAGCUACCAGAAAGGAAGCCAUACAAAGUCCCUGUAGAAGGAAUAAAAUCCUCUAUCCCAUCUGAAAAGCCAAUAAUGGGACUUCACACCAAGAAAAACUUUGUUAAAACCAAUAUAGUUGAUGUUCAGAUGUUGGUGCCCAAGAAACCUGUGCCCAUCCUUGUCGAUACCAGAAGAGGAAAUAAAAUGUUAUUGGAAUCAUCAGGUCUUCUUCCAACGCUCCUGUACAGAAAGGACUUUGGUAAAGUUCCAGAUUAUCUGAUUCGACGGACUAAAGAGGAGAAGAAAGCACAAGAAGAAUAUGAUGCCUAUGUAAAGGAGCGUAUACGGCAAGGUUCCAUGAAAAUGUUGACUGAAGAUGAGCGGAACAGUGUGUUAUCGGGGCUAAAGCAGAACUGGGCGGAGUUGAAUCAUGCGUAUCAAAGUCUUUCCAUUUUGAUAGAUACUAUUUCCAAGCAACUCCACAAGGAACGACUUGAGACCAAAAUGAAAAAACUAGAACAGGAUAUUGACAUGAUUGAGAAACAUAAAUUUAUCUACGUUCCACAAAAUUGAAUGGUUUCUUUUUUCUUUUUCUAAUUUUUCUUUUUCAGUCAUAAAUUUAUGUACUUGUUUUGAAAAAAGUAAAAUGCCAUAUUAUGCAUUGCAACAUUUUUGAUCCUAGAAGUAGUUGCCCAUAUAAAAGUCCAUAUAUUUCACACUUGAAUGUAUUUGAAGAAAUUAUUACAUGACAAGUGGACAACAAUGUUACAAUUUAAAUUCGUUAUCAUCACAAGAUUUUCCUUUUAUUUCAUUUGACGAGGAAUGUUGGAAAUGACAAUUGAAAUAUUGUAUUGUACA